This is a messenger RNA of Pseudoliparis swirei, 5555 nucleotides long. It is a transcript of the gene brsk2a, whose product is annotated as BR serine/threonine kinase 2a. Gene Ontology annotation, cellular component: cytoplasm. Gene Ontology annotation, molecular function: ATP binding; tau-protein kinase activity; protein serine/threonine kinase activity. Lineage: Eukaryota; Metazoa; Chordata; Actinopteri; Perciformes; Liparidae. The coding region runs from base 218 to 2935 and encodes 905 amino acids. The transcript has 20 exons. The record is from RefSeq and is a predicted model, not a curated record. Gene Ontology annotation, biological process: intracellular signal transduction; protein phosphorylation; microtubule cytoskeleton organization.
CGAUAGGAGAAAAGAGGAGAGAAAGAGAGACCCUCACCUCCUCAAACAGCGAGUGAGGUAGAGGAGAAGAGAGCAGAAGGCGCCAGAGAGAGGAAGAGAGGAAGAGAAGGAGGCUGUGGAGUAAAAGGAAAGACAACAGCGGCUUGGACCUCAAGCAAGGAGUGUUUAAUUGUCCCCGCUUUAUUGUAAAGUGUCCAGUUUCCACCACAAAUUCGACAUGACAUCGUCCAGCAAAGACAACAGCGGCGCGCAGCAUGCCAAUUACGUGGGACCUUACCGUUUGGAGAAGACGCUCGGGAAGGGACAGACAGGGUUGGUCAAGUUGGGGAUCCACUGUGUAACAUGCCAGAAAGUCGCCAUAAAGAUUGUCAACCGGGAGAAACUCAGCGAGUCGGUACUAAUGAAGGUGGAGCGAGAAAUAGCUAUUCUGAAGCUCAUAGAACACCCGCAUGUUUUAAAGCUCCAUGACGUCUACGAAAAUAAAAAAUACUUGUACCUUGUGCUAGAACAUGUGUCAGGUGGCGAGCUGUUUGACUAUUUGGUGAAGAAAGGCCGGUUAACACCUAAAGAGGCCAGGAAGUUCUUCAGACAAAUCAUGUCUGCCCUGGAUUUUUGCCACAGUCAUUCCAUAUGCCACAGGGAUCUGAAGCCUGAGAACCUGUUGCUCGAUGAAAAGAACAACAUCAGGAUAGCAGACUUCGGCAUGGCCUCUCUUCAGGUUGGAGACAGUCUGCUGGAAACCAGCUGUGGAUCUCCACACUACGCCUGUCCAGAGGUCAUCAGGGGAGAGAAGUAUGACGGGAGGAAAGCAGACGUCUGGAGCUGUGGGGUCAUUCUUUUCGCCCUGUUGGUGGGUGCUCUGCCGUUUGAUGACGACAACCUGAGGAAUCUGCUGGAGAAGGUGAAGUUGGGAGUGUUCCACAUGCCACAUUUCAUCCCUCCAGACUGUCAGAACCUCCUCCGCGGCAUGAUUGAAGUGGAUGCCAUCAAAAGACUAACGUUAGAACAGAUCCAGAAGCACACAUGGUACCUCGCGGGGAAGAACGAACCAGAGCCAGAGCAGCCGGUGCUCAGGAAGGUGACCAUCCGCAGCCUGCCCUCUGCGGACGACGUGGACCCAGACGUGCUGGACAGCAUGCACUCCCUCGGCUGCUUCCGAGACAAAAACAAACUGCUGAAAGACCUGCUCUCAGAUCAUGACAACCAAGAAAAGAUGAUCUACUUCCUGUUACUGGACCGUAAGGAAAGGUAUCCGAGUCAGGAGGACCAGAACCUACCCCCUCGCAACGAGAUCGAUCCCCCAAAGAAGCGUGUGGACUCCCCCAUGUUGAACCGUCAUGGAAAGAGGAGACCGGAGAGGAAGUCCAUGGAGGUCCUCAGUGUCACAGACGGAGGCUCGCCCGUACCGGCGAGGAGGGCUAUCGACAUGACACAGCAUGGACAGAGGUACGCAUGGAGUAGAUCAGUGUACAGUAAAAUCGUGGAUAAUCCUGACGCCAGUACAAAAUGCAGCAAAGAAGAAAGGUCUCGGUCUAUUAGUGGAGCCUCGUCUGGCCUCUCCACCAGCCCCCUCAGCAGCCCACGGCCUGUCAGAAAGUUCUGUGUACCGCCUCAGUCCCCAGACUUCUCGCAGUCCCCUAUCACAAGCCCCUGCCCAUCCCCCGAGCCCGCCCCCAAUCGCACAGGGUCCCGUAUCUCCACCCCCAAUUCACUCGCUCCAAACAUUGAGCCCCUGCCGGCAGCACUCAACAUGAUGCAGACACUCCCCACCAAGCCCAAAAUGAUCCCCAGACCCCUCCAAGCCACACGAUCCAACACGCUCCCCGAAACUCCAGAUCCAGCAUCUGCCACCAAAUCCGAGCCCUCGAGUCCCUGCCAACUCCCGUCACAGCCACCGUCGGCCUCGGUGCCCCCAACCCCUACUUCUCCUUCUUCGCCGUCACCCUUUACUCCAUCCUCCAUCUCCAGUGCUCCAUUCCCAAAUAGCCCCCAGGUACGGCGGUGCCAUUUUGCUGCCAACCCCCAGCUCUCAGUGCCCUACAGUCCAGUGGUGCCCCUGUCGCCCAUCCGGUUGCACCACUUCCACCCUGUGGUGCCGGGGCUUUCUCCAUUCACUGACCACCAGCCCAAAUCUAUCCCGCUCAUACAGGUUACACCUCACCCCUCCCCUCGAGGCAGCCCCCUCCCCACCCCAAAGGGCACUCCGGUGCACACUCCCAAGGACAGCCCGGCCGGGACCCCCAACCCCACGCCGCCCCCCAGCCCGUCCAUCGGAGGCAUGCCUUGGAGGACACGCCUCAACUCCAUCAAAAACAGCUUCCUGGGCUCACCACGCUUCCACCGCAGGAAACUUCAAGUUCCCACACAGGAGGAGAUGUCCAGCCUCACACCAGAAUCUUCCCCAGAACUUGCCAAAAAAUCCUGGUUUGGUAACUUCAUCAACCUGGAAAAAGAGGAGCAGAUCUUCAUUGUCAUCAGAGACAAGCCUCUCAGCUCCAUCAAGGCCGACAUCGUUCACGCCUUCCUCUCGAUCCCCAGCCUGAGCCACAGUGUGAUCUCCCAAGCCAGUUUCCGAGCAGAGUACAAGUCCACAGCCGGCCCAACAGUCUUCCAGAAGCCGGUCAAAUUCCAGGUGGAUAUCACCUACACGGAGAGCACGGCGGCCACGAAGGAGAACGGCAUCUACUCUGUCACCUUCACGCUGCUCUCAGGGCCCAGUCGGCGCUUCAAGCGAGUAGUGGAGACGAUUCAGAGCCAGUUGUUAAGCACACAUGACCAGCCGGGGGUCCAACAGCUGUCUGCCCUCCAUCUUCUCAUGAGUUGUGGGGUUGCUGUCGAGGCUCUGGACCUGUUUGAGUCCUUUCCUCAGUGCGGCUCCAUCCUAUCCUCUCAACACACAGUCUGGAAGACAACAAGGAAAAGAAGAGAGAAAUAGGGAUCCCUCUCCUCCCCAUCUGCUCUUAGCCAGUCCUUCCUUGUGCAUCACUGUUUGAGUCUCAGUCGUCAUCACCUUGACAACAGCUCCACUUGCUGGUCACAUGGGGAAACGCCGCCAGACUGAUAUCCACCGUUUGUAUCAGGAGGUGUACUGUUUUCUUGGGAUGUCAAUUUCAUCUCAUGCGUGAAUCAUAAUCUUGGUGUCUCUAUGUUUGUGUCUUUAACCCUUUAAAACCAUUUCCAAUUCCAUAUCGGACUUUUUUGAAGAGACACCUGGCCACCAUACAUCUUUUGCUCUGUUACUAUGCCAUACGUUGCCGUGUCUUUGCUCUGUGGCUUUGAGGCGAUAUUGCUCACACUGGCACUGAACAAUGAACAACAGUCAUCACAGCUGUUGUGAUUAUCCUACCUCACUAAGUUGACCAAUUACUUCUGAUAUGUUAUGUUUCGGCGUAUUAACAGACUGAAGGUUGAUGGAUUAUAUUACAAUAGGUUCAAACACCUGCUGUGGUUGUAUUUCCAGCUGCAGAGAUGUACUUUGUGUAAUAUGAGAACUAUUUAUCAAUAAAAGGAUACUGAGGAUAUGACAACAUAAAACUUAAAUAAUGAUACGCUAUCAUUUCUUUUGUCAGUCUAAAUUAAUUUCCCGCCUUUACACCAUCAGAGUAUCCCUCACCGUGAUAUGCGCCCUAAAGCAGGUCAAUGUGGGCUUAUCAGUCUAUUUCCUCCACCUCCCUACUUCCUUGUGACCUCCUAACACACGAGUUGUGCCACCUGACCACGGGGCCUAUGCGGAAGGUACUGGCUGUAAUUAAGAAUAGAAAUGGCUUUGCAUACCAAACAAAAGGCUUCAUCAAGUCUCGGUCAUUAUGUCCCAUAAUCACCAUUAACAGAAGCAUACCUGGGAGCCCGGCUUAGGGAGACAAUAGGAGGGCGUGGAACAAUAAAAGGAGUGCAGCAUGCUGGAGGACUGCAGAGCAGAACCGGUCAUUUAGAGGACACUGUCUCCGUUUUAUGGAGCGGCCGAGAUCAUUAAGAUUCACGAGUGUCCUGCCAUUUUUGGAAAUGUGCAGAUUUGGGUGGAGCGAAGUGACUCAAUGGGGAAAGUCUCCACACGUGAGAAGGGAGGAGGGGACGCUCGGGAGAAGUCGGCUGCGACCAUUUUCCAGCAGGAUAAUGGAGCAGGGGAAGCCAACUGUGGUACAUUUGCACUUCUACACACACACACACACACAUUGGCGACACACAAAUACACAAAUGCAUUCACGAUGAGAUGAAGUUUGCCGAAUUACUGGACUACUGCAGGCCGUCUCAACACUGGCAGCAUUCUGUCGGAGCAAUUCCACUUUCCAACAGCCUUUUAUUAAGUGCCGACACACAAACACACACACUCUCCGGUCCGGUGUGUGAGUUUUUUUGUCGUCUGUGCAGCAGUCCUGACGCUGUCGCUGUUCAUUUGUCGGCCCAAAGGACUCUAUUGUGCAAAUGCAUCUUCACAUACUGUGAGGAGGUGGCAGGUUUGUGAGUUUCCAAAGCUGCGCUGUGCGAUGGCAAAUGUGAACAAAAAGACUCUCACCUCCCUGCAGUGGGGCCCUGCAGAAAGAGCGAGUGCGUUUAGCUGAAGAUCAUUUGUAUUCAUAUUUACACACACAAACACAACCUCAGCAAAUGUGUUUCUAGCAGUUAGAAAGAUAUAAACUUGUGUUAUUUAGCAUAUUCACCCAUUUAAUUCAGACCGCAGCAUAAGCUGGACUGUUUCUUCCAAGAGUUGGCACAGUGAUGAUGUAGCCAACGCGGCGUGUUUGAUGUCUUUGUCCACGUUUAAUCUCUAGCUAAAGUGUAAAACUCCAAACUAAAGUGAAGACAUGAGUUGAUCAAAGGUUGUCUCUGUCCUCUAAAGCAGCUUUAAGGCCAAACUUGACUGUAUUGGAUGCACUUCACUUGCAGAAGGCCGACAGCCUCAGCAUCAGUGGUAUAAUGAAGCCUGCAACAUCUCCACAGACAAUUAGGUUGAGCAAAAGGAGAAGAGACACGGACUCAUCAUCCUUCAAGGGCCGCGGUGUUUCUUCUUCACACUACCAGCGUUCCCAUUGUCCACCUCCCAUCACCCGCCCGGCUUCUGGCUGUCUCCAAGCGCUCGGGCACCGACUCGCACAGACAACACGCCCCGCUUCCUCUUCCUGCAUCGCACAGUUUACGCGUUGGAGAAGCUGGCUGUAGUUUCCGGCUACAGGAGCUGACGGCUGACUUUGGUCGGCGGCCCUAUUCGCUUUACUUUCCACUUUGAGAUUGAAUGCCUGUUGCGUGUCUUCAUGGGUUGUGCCGUUCCAUAUGCAUGGUCUGUCGUCCUGACAUGGCUGCUCCGGCAGCUUCCAUUCUCGCUGUGUCCGUCAGUCCUCCUUCGCCUCUGCUUGUUCUGUCUUUUACGUGUAGCCUCGUCUCUGUCCUGUGAAGCCCAUUGUUCAUUCGUUUGUUCUCUCUUUUCCCUUUUUUCUGUCCUCUUUUUUCCUCCCCGUCUGUGUACCUAGGCAGCCCCCUGAGUAACUUCUUUGACGUAAUAAACCAACUUUUUUCAGACGAGAAGAACGGACAGGUGCCCUUCCCGUCUGGCACGCCCA